AUGAGUGACAAUCAAUCGAUGAAUCUGAGGAGUAAUCUAUUUAUGAUUGGAAAAAGGAUGAGUUCUCUCAAUAAAAAAAAAUUACCAACGAAUAAACAGGUUUUGCAACUCUUAUAUCAUCACUCAAGAAAUCUCAAAAAAUCAAUCGAUGACAGCGUUGUAAGUGUUAUAAGUGAAGUUAGAGAGAUUUGGAAUAUAGCGGAGAUUCCAACGCAAAUUAUUUCACGUUGUAAAUUAAAAUUGAAAACUCUCCAUAAAGAGUACAGGAAUGCUCAAAAACACGUCCACCGACCUAAAGAAACCAAAGAGAAAAAUUUUUCCAGUACACUCAACCAAUUAUUUGAUAUAGCUCAUGGUAACGUUUUUGAAUUAAUUGGUGAGGAAAAGAAACAAUUUUUGAUUGAUCAACGAUCUCAACGGAUUUUUCAUCUUACAGCCGCAAAAAUUAAUGAAACAACAAAUGAAAUUGCUGAGGUUCUUUUAUCACCUGAAAAUAACAAUCAAGUUGGUGAUGAAAACAAAGUUGUAACUCAAGCUGACACUUUUACGACAGAUCCUAUUUCAAAAAGUGGAAAUGAUCAGACAUCUGAUAUCGAUGCACUGUGCUCGUCAGGAACUCCGGAUUUCAUGAAAUCCAGUGGCGAAACUGUGAGCAACUCACAGUCAACAUUAGUGUCAGAGUUUGAGGGAACUGGAAGAUAUUACAAGCCAAAAAAUAUCCGAGGAACUACCAGUAUUUUUACUGAUGAUGUUGUUGCUGCCUUUGACAGCUGUAAAAUUUCUUAUCGAGGAUCGGUUCGACUUGUUUCAGCUUUGGCACCAGCUCUAGGAUUGAAUCCUCAUGUUCUUAUCUUGAAUAAAAGUUCUUAUCAUGGGUUACGGUCAAAAAUUAGAAAAAAAAUGGCUGAAAAUAUUAAAAUUUUGUUUGGUGAAAGUGUAGUUGAUAGUGGAGUGAUUCAUUGGGAUGGAAAAUUGAUUCCUGAUAGUAUGACUUCAGAGCGCAUUGAACGACUUCCUAUUAUAAUUAGUUUUAAUGGGCAGGAAAAAUUGCUCGGAGUGCCUGCAUUGUCAGAUGGACAUGGUUUUACACAAGCUGAGGAAAUAUAUAACACGAUUUGCGAGUGGGGAUUGAAUAAGGCUGUCAAAGCACUCUGCUGCGAUACCACGAAUUCGAAUUUCGGCUUCAGAAAAGGAGCUGCUGUGAUUCUUGAAAGUAAAAUGGAGACUGACUUAUUAUACCUUCCUUGUAGGCAUCAUAUCUAUGAAUUGGUGUUAUCUAGUGUUUACUCCACAAAAAUGCCAGGUACAACCGGACCUAAUGUAGCACUGUUUAAGAAUUUUCAAAGCCAGUGGAAUUCUAUUGACAAAACAGAUUAUAAACCUCUACAAAAAAACGGAAUAAAAAAAAUGUUAAAAGAUAAAAUACCGGAAACAAGUUCGAAAAUCGAUGAAUUGCUUAAAACUAGUUCACCUCGUGAUGACUACAAAGAACUACUAGAAUUAAGCAAAAUAUUUUUAGGCACUAUGGAAGUUGAGAAAACGAAAUUUUACAAACCGGGGGCUUUUCAUCAUGCUCGAUGGAUGGCGAAAGCCAUUUACAGUUUAAAAAUAUACAUCUUUCGGAACAGUAUUAAAUUAAGCGCUGAAGAUGAAAAAAGUUUGUACGAGAUUUCAUUAUUUAUUGUUUUUAUUUACGUACCUUAUUGGUACUCUGCUCCUUUAGCUGCAGCUGCACCAGAUCAAGAUAUUAAAUUUAUAAAAUCUGUUUACAAUUAUAGAAUGAUAGAUAAAGAUUUGUCUAAUGCCAUUCUUCAAAAAUUUCGAAACCAUUUAUGGUACUUGAGUCCUGAAGCAGCGGCCUUAUCAUUUUUCGAUAAAAAUAUAUCUCUCAGCGUCAAGAAAAAAAUGGUUAAGGCUUUAAAAGUCAGUAAAGGCGAACAGUUUGAGAUUCCUAAACGUUUCAUCUUUAAUGUGGAAGAUUUUAAAUGGUUCACAAAUAAAACUAUUGAUUAUUUUAUAAAUUCAAAUUCUUUAAAAUUUUUCGAAAGAUUUAAUAUUGAUACUAGAUUUUUGCAAUUAAGUUGUACUGAGUGGUUAGAGGAUCCAGAAUAUGUGAGAGGCUUGGAAAUUGUAAAAAAAUUGCGAGUUGUUAAUGAUUCAGCAGAGAGGGCUGUAAAAUUAGCCGAAGAAUAUGUUAAUAUUUUAGCAAGAAGUGAAGAAGAAAAACAAUAUGUAAUUCAAGUUGUAUACGAGUAUAAAAAAAAGUAUUCAAAUGUAACUAAGGAAUGUUUAAUAAAGGAAAUCUGA
Messenger RNA from Bactrocera tryoni, 2307 nucleotides. RefSeq lists its product as uncharacterized. Bases 1 to 2307 code for a protein of 768 amino acids. The record is from RefSeq and is a predicted model, not a curated record. Lineage: Eukaryota; Metazoa; Arthropoda; Insecta; Diptera; Tephritidae. The transcript has 3 exons.